AUGUCUCGCUACGGCUCCAGGAGUGAAGUCGAUUUCGACGAUCGUCGUAGCUAUGCUGGUGGCCGUGCCCGCCACGAUGAUAGGUACGCCGAGGCUGAUGUAACCUUCAGGACCGGUACUGGCGCCGUCCCGAGACGAGAGCGCGAAGCUGUCUUACUCAAGGAACGGGAUGAUUAUGAUCGUCGUGGUUCCCUCCCUGCUUUUCUGAGAGACGAUUACGGUCAGACGAACGCGAGCGCCAUGGUGCUGAGAGCUAGAGAUAAAGAAGAUGUCACUUAUGCUGUUCCACGAAGGAGACGUUCCCCAUCUCCAGAAAAGCAGGAACGCGACGAGAUUAUUAUUCGACGAGAGGAGAGGUCAGAGUCACGACCUCCUGCGCCUCGUCCGCGACGUCGAGAAGGAUCGAGGGAAAGAGAAGAGAUAAUCAUUCGAAGGGACGAACGUACUGAAUCUCUACCACCGGCACCGCGUCCACGACCUCGACCACGAGAAGAGGAAAGAGAACGAGAAGAAAUCAUCAUUCGAAGAGACGAGAGAUCCGAGGCACCUCCAGCCCCACGAUAUCGAGAACGAGGACGAGACUCGUCACGGGAAAGGGAAGAAAUUAUCAUUCGUAGGGAGGAAAGAUCGCAGUCUCGUCCAGCUGCUCCAAGAUACAGAGAGCGCGACACUUCAAGGGAAAGAGAGGAGAUCAUCAUACGCAGAGAAGAAAGAGAUGACCACUAUGCUCCUCCUCCACGUUCUAGAACAGCUCCGAUAAGAGAAACGGAACGAGAAGAGAUCAUCAUUCGCCGUGACGAACGAGAUGAUGACAAUUACUCGAGACGAAGCUAUAGACCACCUCCACCACCAGUCAAGGAUGAACUUGAACGGCAGGAGAUCAUCAUUCGAAGGGACAAGGUCGACUCAAACGAUCGUGCACGAGUCCCUGCUCGUAGAUACGAGGAUGACCUAGCUCUUACCCGUCCCAUUUCUCACGAGCGUUCGAGGGGUCGAUCGCAUAGCAGUGCUUCUGAAGACGAGAUCAUAAUACGUCGAGAUGAGCGUGAAGGACGUCGUGGUGAGCGCUCAAGGCAGGAGAUCAUCAUUCGACAUCAAUCUCGAUCCAGGUCACCAUCUCCAACUGCUUCAGUAAGCACAAGAGCUCCAGCUCCAGCUCCUCCACCUCCAGCGCCAGAACCUCAAGUCAUAUAUGCUCCUCAAAUUCAUCAGGAAGUCAUUACGCACCACCGACACGUCGAUCACGGCUACGAGGUCAGAAUUCCACCCAGGCCAGCACCUGUCUAUUCUCGACCACCAUCGCCUCCAAGUCCACCUCCUGCUCCUCCACCAGCACCUGCAUCGAUCAGAAGUCUAUCAGAGGAAAGGAUCGAAAUCAGAAGAUCUGAGAUGAGGAACGGCGAAAGAGAAACACAAGAUAUCGUCAUUAGCCGAAAUGAACGCUCUAGAAGCCGCGGACCUCCGCCUGUUAGAUUCCGCGAGGAUGACUACAGAGAAGAAGUCGACAGGACUGAAAUUGACAUCCGGCGAGAAAGGGACUAUCACAAUGAUCGAGCUCUAAUUCGACCAGAACCUGAACCAGAACCACCAACGAUUGGACCUAGAUACGGUGCUCGACGUGACCCACGAGAUGGACUCUGGACUGAAAUCACCAAAGACUUGGUCGUAAAAGAAGCCAUACGUGAGAUGGGAUAUGAAUUUGAAGAAACUGAUGACCACUAUUACAUCUUCAAGUACAUGACAUAUCCCGAUGUCGCACGCUUAGUCGGUCUAUCAGAAGAUAUUCGUCGCGACCGCGCCAAACGCAUCAACGAGAUUCGAUGGGAAAAUGCUGCUUCACCACGUCCUGUCGUCGAACCAACGAGUCCAAGAGCACCACUGGCUAUCGAAGGUCCGCCGUCUCGAGGGUUUAGAGACGACAGAGGCUGGAACCGAGAAGACGAGCGAUACGUGGAGCGCGAGGUUGUGUAUCGUGGUGGAAGACCUCCACCACCUGUUGGAUGGAGGAGGUGA
This is a messenger RNA of Lithohypha guttulata, 2013 nucleotides long. RefSeq lists its product as uncharacterized. Bases 1 to 2013 code for a protein of 670 amino acids. NCBI's taxonomy places the organism in Eukaryota, Fungi, Ascomycota, Eurotiomycetes, Chaetothyriales, Trichomeriaceae. The transcript has 2 exons. The record is from RefSeq and is a predicted model, not a curated record.